Paramecium pentaurelia is the source of this 2411-nucleotide messenger RNA. The record is from the annotation of a GenBank genome assembly. NCBI's taxonomy places the organism in Eukaryota, Ciliophora, Oligohymenophorea, Peniculida, Parameciidae.
AUGUUACUUGAUAACAUUAAAGUAUGUAGUAAUUAUAUAUAUAUCAGGUUGCCAUUCGUAUUCGACCCUUCACAAAUAGAGAAUUGGAGAUUUCUGACAUUACAACUCUCUUAUGUUUGGAUAAAGAAACCAUAUCUACUAUCCCUCCUAUAGAAGCUGGAAUCAAGUAAAAUUAAAAAACAUAUAAAUUCAAUUGGGUUUUUGAUAGAAUGAUAUCACAAAAGGAAAUCUUUGAAACUACACUUGAAUAUUAGGUCCUUUCAGUACUUGAUGGAAUUAAUUUUACUAUAAUGAGUUAUGGAGCAUCAGGUUCUGGUAAAUCACAUAUGUAUAAUAUAUAUAUUAAAAUACUAGAUUAGCUAAGUAUACUGAAGAUUAUGGAUUAAUGAUUCGUUCUAUUAAUAAAAUCUUUUAAACCAUCUAAAAUAAGAAAAGAUAAAUUGUUAUUAAAUUUUCAUAUGUGGAAAUCUCACAAGAGUAACUCUAUGAUUUAUUAAAUAAUAUGAAUACCAAUCUAGAUAUUAGAGAUGAUUAAGAGAGAGGUGUAGUUAUUCAUGGAAUAAAAGAAAUGGAGAUUGCUAGCACAUAAGAAUUGAUUCAAUUAAUUUAAAUAGCUAAGAAGUAAAAAUCAUUAAAAUAACAUGAAUUACUCAUAUUCUCACUUUAUAUUUAAGAUCAUCCAGAAGGAUAAUUUGUUGUAUCUAAAUUGAUAUUUGCUGAUCUUGGAUGGGUUGAGAGAGGUGGAUAAAAGAAAAAAAAUAUUUCUUUAUAGGUUCUCAAUAAUUGCAUUUAACUUUUGCAUGAAGCAAAGAAAAAGAAUAUUCAAACAUUCAUUCCUUAUAGAAAUAGCAAAUUAACUAGAUUAUUAAAAGAAUCAUUAGGAGGGAAUUCAAAAACUCUAAUGAUUUCAUGUGUAAGUCCUGCUAUAUUAGGUUAUGAAGAUACUAUACAAACAUUAGAAUAUAGUCAAAUGGCUACUACUAUUGUAAAUUAGACUUCAAUUAAAGUAUUUUAGUAAAAUGAAUAAUAAAUAAUUAUGGAAUAAACUAAUUAUGAUCUAGUUAAUCAAAAUGAAGAAUUAAAAAAAUAAUUAAAUAAAUAAAGUUAGAAAUAAAAUGAAAUUAUUUAAAAGGAAUAAUUAGAGAAAAAUAUCAUUUAACAUUUUAAUAGAGAAUCUUAAAUGCAAGAAGAUAUAUUUAAAAUAUAAUUAUAAAUAGAAUAAAUGAAAUUAGAUAUUAAAGACAAAUAAUAAUUAUUAGAUAAAAUAGAUUAAUAAGAUAGGAAAAAGUAUAAUCAAUUAAAAGAUGAAAUAGAAAAUGAUUAAGAAAAAGUUGAUCUUCAAGAAAAUGAAAUUAAAAAGUUACAAAAAUAAAUUAAUGAUUUUACUAUACAAAGGAAAGCAUUAUAAGAUGUAUAAUCUUUAUUCAUUAUAGAAUAUCAAAUAAAAUAAUUUAGUUGAUUUUGAUAAGCUAUAUCUAACUAAUCUAAUUGAAAAGUAUAUUCUUAAAUUGUAAUUACAAGAAAUCAAAUCAAAAGAGUCUAUCUAUUAAUUACAUCAACAAGAAUAAGAGAAGAUACUUUCCCUUCAAAAUAACUAAAUCACUUUAAGAGAUCGAAUCAUAGAAGAAUAAAGAAAAUAAAUAACAUAAAAUUAAAAAUUAAAUUCAACCAAACGUUAUACUAAAAGUGAUGGAAACAAUCAAUUAAUUUCUAAUACUAAAUCUUAAUUUAAACUAAAUCCUAUCCUCCCAAAGGUUUCAGGUAUUACUUAUUUUAAUAAUUCAUUAGAUAAAUAAAAUAACCAAGAACCCUACUUGUACAGAUAAAGCUCUUCAAGAUAAUUAUUAUAGACUCCUUAAUUAUAAACUCCAAAAAAGGAAUUAAGAUCAAAUUCUAGAUCAUAAUCUAAAUCUAAAUCAAGAGAAAAAUUCAAAACCAAAAAAACAAAUAAAAAUAUUAUUGAUAAUUUAUCAACACCUCAAAUUCAUAGGUAUAAUGCUUUGGAUAGAGCUUCUCCUUCAAAAUUAAUUGAUUCAAAAUCUAUGGUUGCAUUUCCUCUAAUUUAAUCAAAUAGAAGUGUAACCAAAUUUGUAUAUGAUUGGAGAAGUGGAGGUUAUAAGUUUUUAGAAGAGUAGACCGUAUUACCUUCAUAAAUAUAAAAACAAUAAUAAAAAUAAAUUCCUAUUGAUUCAGAUAGAUCUUUUAUAAUAAAUACUAGUAGAGGUAAAAAUAGCAUAAUUGCAAUAUUAGGAUCUUCAGUAUAUAAGAAUCAUGUCAAAUAGAAUCUACUUUUGCCUGGUAAAUUAAAUGAAUCAAUUUAUGUUAAAGGAUUUAUUAAUAAAGAAAUAGAAAUGAAAAUGAAAUUGCAUUAGCUAAACUUAAAAAUGAAGAAAGUAUCCUAAAAAAAAUGA